Messenger RNA from Hyla sarda, 2613 nucleotides. Its product is annotated as cholesterol 7-desaturase nvd-like. Gene Ontology annotation, cellular component: chloroplast. Gene Ontology annotation, biological process: cholesterol metabolic process; chlorophyll biosynthetic process. The transcript is spliced from 7 exons. Lineage: Eukaryota; Metazoa; Chordata; Amphibia; Anura; Hylidae. Gene Ontology annotation, molecular function: 2 iron, 2 sulfur cluster binding; chlorophyllide a oxygenase activity. The coding region runs from base 1 to 1431 and encodes 476 amino acids. The record is from RefSeq and is a predicted model, not a curated record.
AUGGAGGCGGCGCACGCCGGUAUAAGAGCACGGAGCGGGGCGUGGCGGUGUCACAGGUGGAGGAUGGAGUCGGUACCGCGGUCGCUGCUGGCGCUGUCCGUGCUGUGUGUUCUGGGGGCUGUGCUGCUCACCAGUGCCGGGAGUCUCCUCCUCAGCGCCAGCCUGCUGCCCGACCUGCCUCGCUCCGGCUCCAGCUCCUCCGCCCGCUCCCCGCUCCUCUCCGCCGGACUCCUGCUGCUCCUCCUGCCGCUCGGGCUAUGGGGCUGGAGGCUGCUGAGCCGCCCGCUGGAGAUGCUGCGGGGCCCGGACGAUGUGGGCUACAUCCCGGAGCGGGGCCGGAGCCGGGCGCAGACCGCAAACAUGGUCCGGAGGAGGCGGAAGAAGGGCGACCUGCCCCCGGUCUACCCCAACGGAUGGUACCAAGUGCUGGACGCCCACCUGCUGGAGCCCGGGGCCGUGCGGAACCUCACCGUGUGCGGUGAACAGAUCGCGGUGUACCGCACCCUGGAUGGCAAAGUUUACGCCGUAGAUGCCUACUGCCCUCAUCUGGGCGCAAAUCUGGCGGUGGGAGGUAGAGUGGUCGGCGACUGCAUAGAGUGCCCAUUCCACGGUUGGCAGUUCCGAGGCGAGGAUGGCAAAUGUACCCGCAUACCCUAUGCUGAAAAAGUGCCAGAAUUCGCCAAAAUUAAGACGUGGCCGUGCUGCGACCUCAACGGGAUGGUGUUCGUCUGGUAUCACUGCGACCGGAUGGAGCCCACGUGGAACGUCCCCGAGCAGGAGGAGAUCACCACCAAGGAGUGGAUCUAUAGAGGCCGCACCGAGCACUAUGUCAACGCUCAUAUAGAGGAGAUCCCGGAGAAUGCGGCCGACAUCGCUCACCUCUCCUUCUUGCACGAACCCAGUAUACUGAGCGGGGUCGACCUCCGGUACACAAAGUCAAGGAUUUGGCAUUUUUUUAAGCAUUCCUGGAAGGUCCAGUGGGAGCCAGAGGCGGCCCCCAACAAGCACUGCUCCAGGAUGAUCCUGCAGCACACGUCUCUGGUCUUCGGAAAGCACUUCUCCCUGCUUGAUGUGGACGUGGUGGCCCGACAGGUUGGUCCCGGCAUAGUCUUCCUGUAUUUCGAGCACUCCUUCCUGGGCAGAGGGAUCAUCCUGCACUGUGUGACCCCCGUGGAGCCUCUGCUGCAGAAAGUAUCUCACAGUAUCUACUACCAGAAGAGUCUCCCGGCCAUCAUCCCCAAGUUCAUUCUGAAGGCUGAGUGCAUCCAAUUUGAGCGUGACGUGAUGAUCUGGAACAACAAGAAGUACAUUUCCAAGCCGCUUCUGGUAAAGGAGGACUCCGCCAUCGGGAAACAUCGCCGCUGGUAUUCCCAGUUCUACAGCAACAACAGCCCCAAACUUACUUUCCAAGAGGAUGGCCUGGAAUGGUGAAGAGGAUUGUACUAAAACCCCCCAAAAAAUUCCUUACCGUCCUUUUUAGCGUCUUAUCAAAUAUUUAUUGACUUGAUAAAAGACUGAUACAUGCGAUAUGUAAACCACCACUAGGUGGAGCACUAGAGCCUGAUGAGCGGACGCAGUAUUGCAACCCUUGGUUUGCGGUCACUUUCACGGUGUUAACAAAGUGGCUGAUUUGGAGUUUCUUCCGAUUUCCAUUUAAAGGGGUCCAGGUGUAGAAAAACGGAGCUAAUUUCUUCCAUAAAACAGCACCACCCUUGCCCUAAGGAUGUGUGUGGUAUUGCAGCUCAGUUUCAGUCAAGUAAAUGGAGUCAAGUUGUAAUACCACACACAACCUGAGGACAGGGGUAGCGCUUUUUUUUUUCUUUUCCUGGAUAAAUCCUUUUUAAAGUGCCUUGUAUUAUGUCAAUCUAUGAACACUGUGACCCAUGUUUUUCCUUCAUUAUUACUAUAAUGUGCUAAAGGGGACCCUCCUCCUCCUGUACUGGGGUCUGCAAUGUUUUUUUUUUUUGGUACCACCGGGUCUUAGAUCAUCAUCAAGUCGUUGUUGCUGGAUGUAAGGGUAACGGACACUACCCUGCGGCCAAAAAAAAGCUUGCUUUAGACUAAAAACUUCAUGUAGAGGGUGGAACCUGUAGGCCACACCCCCGAGGAGCUGUACUAAUGCAGUAUGACUGUACCAAUAAGCCUGUGCCUUUUUUUGCAUUGGAUUUUUUUUUAGUUCAUUAAGGGUUAAACUGUGCCAGGAAUCAUGGGAUAUGUGCCUUGUCAUAUUUUUUUAAUGUUUUUUUUUGUAAAUAUUUAUAUUUUUUCGUGGACAUUUUGUACUGUGAGUUCUAUGUAUGACUAUAUGUAUGUGGCUAUAUGCUGUGUAUAUACAUAUAGACUCUCUAGGCCGGAGUCAGGUGACACUUAUGGGUUGGAGGGUGACGGGAGGAGGUCGGGGAUGAUCUGAUAAGGCCGGACUCUACCUCCCAAGCUCGUGCCAGGUGUUUGCUCGGAGUCGGAGGACCUUUGUCCUGGUAGUUGUAUCUCUGUGUGUACAUAAAUGUCGUCAGCCGGGGGUCAUGUGACUGAAGACUUCCUCCUGUAACGUUCGCUACUUCUUCCUCUUUAUCUUGUAUCUGGCUCCGGAACACAACACCCAAUAAAGAUGUU